UCCCGGAUGAGGCUGGUCUUCUUCUGGCUCGUCCCCCGCGGUAGCUGCUUGUUGUCCCUAAACAAAAUAAUACUUCUAUCCUGCAAAGCCCACUUAAUGGCGUCGCCGAGCUAAGAACUGCUUUCUUUUAAGGUCGCUGCGGACUGAAAAAAAAAAUUAAUAUACAUGAUAAAGAACCACCUUUUCCGACAUGGGUCCAGGAUAAAAGAUCUAGAAUAUUCCAGAAGCACCGUUGACUGCGCGGCCUGGUGCGGCUAACAAGCCUUUAACAGCCGGCUGGAGGACGCAGAAGUCACCGGCUGUUGUGUACACAGCAGACAUUACUCUCCUUUUUUACUUCUCUCUCAGUUCCCUCUCCCCCAUCACCAUUCCCGAUUCUGUUCUGGGCGACUUCAGACCAGUCUCAUCGCCAAGAUAGCUGGGCCAGGCAGGAAGCGGCACAGCUCAGAUCCAGACUCCAGCAGCGGCAGCGGAAGCGAUUCCAGCGACGGGCGGCCUCUAAGCGCCAAGUGUCUGAAGAUGUCCUCCGGCGGGGGUGGCUCUGGGACGGCGGGCCGUCGCGGCGGGGCUCAGCAUCAGCAGAGGGGAGGCGGCGACCACAGGUCAGAGCUGUCCUCCUCCAGUACCAACAAGAAGAAGCAGAAGGACAGAGCUAACCAGGAGUCCAGAGAGGCCAAGAAAGCUGCCGCUGCCGCUGCUGCAGGAGUGGAUGGAGUCCUUGCAGAGGUCAAAAAAGAUGUGUUUGUGGACUGGAAACAAAACGCCAGUGAAGUGAUCAUCAAGCUGCGCUGUGGUGAAAGUGUGCAAAGGAUCGAGGAUGUCAACACAACCUUUACCGAUACUCACUGCCAUGUGCGCUUCCCAGAUGAGCGUCAGUGGUCGUGCUACCUACAGGAGGAAAUAGAGGCCUCCUGUAGUCGGCUCCAGUACAAGGAGAAGGGAGGUUUCCUCUUGGUCAUUCUGCAAAAGAAGAUUCCUUUUCAUAUUUGGCCUUCACUAAAAUCCAACAAGAAGGAGAAAGAGGGCCUACCUGCAGAGACCAAAAAUACCAAGGAGCCGGAGACAAGGCCAAUUGCUCCAAAGUCGUCAGAGAAGCUCAAGUCCUCCCCAUCACCUCUGCUUCAGGCUUCCCCUUCACACAGUGCAUCACGCUUCAAAGCUGAACGAGGUGUCAAACGCCAGCUGAAAAACAAACAAGCGUGUGAGAAAAUCUCCACGGACUCUACAGUGGUGCAGACAACAGAAGCAUCCGGGGACGACAGGUCCGCUUCACCAAAACCCGCUUCGGUUCAGAAAGGCAGCCAGCAGUCUCAAGAACCCAGUGCCAAGCGCACCACUGCACAUCCUCCGAGGACAACCAAGGAGGCCAAGUCUACUACUGACAGAGACCUGCACUCAGUCCAGAACAGAACCUCACAUGCAUACUCGCCUGCUGUUGAGCACCCUCAAACAAAAAACAGUGAUAGAGACAAAAGUGUGGACAGAUUAGGUAGCGAGGAAGAACAUAAAAAGUUUGUUGCUACUGCCAGCAAUAUCAACAAGACUCAGGUGGUGGAGCAAAAACAUGUCUUUUCAGUCACAGGGGACAAGUCGGGAACAGGGGAUCAUAAAAAGCAACCAGCAGCUCCUCCUGCAAACACAUGUGACUCUCUCAAAACUUUGGGCUCAAACCACCCCGUGUAUGCUCCAGAAAGGGGCAUGGACCUAAGUGACUCAGACUCCGAAUCAGAGAAAAUGUCCGUGGAGCAAGAAUCAAUGCAAGAUACUCAAACAAACCAGCAACCGGAUUCCAGCGGAGCAGCGUCAGUGCCAGCCAAACAAGAGCCAUCAGAGGCGGGUCUGGCCCAGAUGCAGAGCAGCUGUGAUGGAGAGGAGAAGCGCGACCAGUCCAAAGAGGAGUCACCUCUUAUCAUACAGCCACAGGAAGCACAAGAGUCCAUGGUAAAUGUGCAAAACGUAAAGAACAACUCGUACGAGAAAGGCACAGACUUGAUGGUGGUGAACGUCUACAUGAAGGGCAUCUGCAGGAGUACAGCCAAGGUCCUUUUCAGGGAGCAGGACUUCACCUUCAUCUUCCAGACAAGUGAUGCAAAUUUUCUUCGGCUUCACCCGGACUGCGGACCAAACACUGUUUUCAAGUGGCAAGUUAAACUCAGAAACCUGAUACAGCCCGAGCUGUGCAGCUACUCCUUCACUGCGGCCCGAGUGGACAUCACUUUGAAAAAGAGGCACAGCCAACGAUGGGAGGGUCUAGAAGCCCCCGCCACACAAGGUGCAGUGGGUGGCGCCAAGGUGGCUGUGCCCUCUAGCCCCGCCUGCAUGGAAAAGAGCCAACCAGGCAGCAGCCAGCAUAGCCUGCCAGCCAAAGAGGAGCCCCCCAGGGUUGGUGAAGAGAAACCAAAACCCUUGAAGGCCCCACCCAGAGUGGAAGACAGCGGUCUGGAAACCGUGGCUCCUCGUACUGUGUCAGACCAUGUUGCCAUUACAAAAUCGGAGCCCACUGUAACGGCACCUAAGCCGACUUGCAUGGUGCAGCCUAUGUCCCAUGCCCAUCCCGCGAGCAAUGAGCACAACGAAGAAGAGGAGGAGAAAAAAGUGUGCAUGCCCGGUUUCACGGGAUUGGUCAACCUGGGAAACACUUGUUUCAUGAACAGCGUCAUCCAAUCCCUGUCCAACACCAGAGAGCUCAGGGAUUACUUUCACGAUCGGGGAUUUGAGGCAGAAAUCAACUGCAAUAAUCCGCUUGGAACAGGAGGCAGGCUAGCUAUUGGCUUUGCUGUGCUGCUUAGGGCCCUGUGGAAAGGAACGCACCAUGCCUUCCAACCCUCAAAGCUCAAGGCAAUUGUGGCCAGUAAAGCCAGUCAGUUUACUGGCUAUGCCCAGCAUGACGCCCAGGAGUUCAUGGCUUUUUUGCUUGACGGCCUCCACGAGGACUUGAACCGCAUUCAGAAUAAACCGUACACGGAGACGGUGGACUCGGAUGGUCGCUUGGAUGAGGUGGUGGCAGAGGAGGCUUGGCAGAGGCACAAGAUGAGAAAUGACUCCUUCAUCGUAGACCUCUUCCAAGGCCAGUUCAAAUCCAAGCUUGUCUGCCCUACAUGCUCCAAGGUGUCUAUAACCUUUGACCCCUUCCUCUACCUGCCUGUCCCGUUGCCGCAGAAACAAAAGGUGCUUUCGGUUUUCUACUUCGCCAAAGAGCCACAUAAAAAACCCAUUAAGUUCUUGGUGAGUGUGAGCAAAGAGAACUCCAGCACCGCAGAAGUCCUUGAAGCCAUCUCCAGGAGUGUUAGAGUCAAGCCUGAGAACCUUCGACUGGCAGAGGUGGCCAAAAACAGCUUCCAGCGCAUGUUUCUGCCCUCCCAUUCACUGGACACUGUGUCGCCAUCGGACACGUUGUUCUGCUUCGAGGUGCUUUCCAAAGAUCUGGCGAAGGAGAAAGUUUUUUUACUCCGAGUGCAGCAGAGACUUCAAGUCCCCAAUAUCCCCAUCUCAAAGUGUGCCUCCUGCCUUAAGCCUCCAGUGUCUGAGGAAGACAAGCUGAAGCGAUGCACUCGCUGCUAUUGUGUGGGCUACUGCAAUCAACAGUGUCAGAGGACACACUGGCCCAAUCACAAAGGUGUGUGUCGACCCAACACUGAAUAUGUGGGUCUGCCUUUCCUGGUUAGCGUACCAGAGUCCCGACUGUCAUACAGCCGCCUCACUCAACUCCUGCAUGGUUACUCCAGGUUUUCUGUCAACGUAUUUCAGCCUCCUUUCCAGUCAGGCAGGACAUCCCCUGAACCAUCUCCCAUUCUGUCCAUGCCACCAGCAGGCUCUCUGUGCUCAGGAGAUGAGGCCACAGGUGGUAGUUGUAGUACUGUUGAAGCGAGUGACUGUGGCCCAGAGUGUGUCACUCCAAUGCAGGACUCUCUGACGGAGCACAUCCAGACCCCAGCCUCUGGGGACUCUGCUACCCUUACGUCCUCCAAAACAUCUCUCUCAACCACACAGACGUCAGACUCCGGAUUCUGUGAGUCCAUCUCCUCUACUUCCUGCUGCUCUCUGGAAACCCAUGUUGAAAAAGAAACAUCGUGUGAGAAAGCAGUACGGCCAGAAGCUGCAGUAACAGGGUAUCAACAACCUAGUGGGACCUCCCCAGGGCACACGGGUCAGUUCCACAUAGCUGUGCUGGAUUCAAACAACAAGGAGCAAAGGCUGGAUGAAAAAGAAGACAUGGUGCUCGACCUGCCGGAAGACGCCACUCUGGAGCUAGUGUGGAAGAACAACGAGCGUCUGAAAGAGUACGUGCUGGUGAGUUCCAAGGAGUUGGAAUACGAGGAAGAUCCAGGAUCUUUGAGUGAGACGGCCCGGGCGGGACAUUUCACACUGGAGCAGUGCCUCAACCUCUUCACCAGGCCAGAAGUGCUGGCUCCAGAAGAGGCAUGGUACUGUCCAAAGUGCCAGCAGCACCGCGAGGCCUCCAAGCAACUGCUGCUGUGGCGUCUUCCCAACAUCUUGAUCAUCCAGCUCAAACGCUUCAGCUUCCGGAACUUCAUCUGGAGGGACAAGAUCAACGACAUGGUGGACUUUCCUGUCAGAAACCUGGAUCUGAGUAAGUUCUGCAUCGGCCAGAAGGAUGAAAUGCAGCAGCCGCCUAUUUACGACUUGUAUGCAGUCAUCAACCACUACGGGGGGAUGAUUGGUGGCCACUACACUGCAUACGCACGGCUGCCAAGUGACAAAAACAGCCAGCGCAGUGAUGUCGGCUGGCGUCUCUUUGAUGACAGCACUGUCACAAUGGUGGAGGAGAGCCAGGUGGUGACGCGCUAUGCCUACGUACUUUUCUACCGACGACGGAAUUCGCCCGUGGAGAGGCCGCCGCGCUUUCUCAGGCCCGUCGGCGCAGAUUCCCCCCCUUCCAUGGGAGCUACCGCCAGUCAGGCCUCUCUAAUAUGGCGGGAACUGGAGGAAGAAGAGGAAGAGGGCUUUGAUGAUGGCCCGCGUGGAGCAUUCCGCUCUGGUCUGCGGCGGCGGCAACAACAAAUGCACAGGGCGAGGGAUGAAGAAGAUGAUGCCAGGGAACGGCACAGGCGUCAUCGCAGUCCUGACGACGACCGCGUGCGAUAUUUUGUCCUGGGCACCAUGGCCGCCGUGUUUGCCCUUUUGGUCAAUUUACUUUAUCCUCUCCUUUACAAAGCCAAGUGGGCCUGAGCUGCACCAAUCUUUCAAGGGCUCAACGCAAGUGAGAUCAAAGGAGGAAAUAAAGGAAGAGGCUGAUGUUCUGACAGUGCUGUGGACCCUCAGCACUUGUAAUCCAAGCUCAUUUCUAGAAGAUAUGAACACAAGGAAUCACAACCUGAACUGGACAUCAGCUCUUGUUUUUUUAUUUUUAUUUUUUUAUUUCUGCAUUUCUUAAGCUUUUGUCUCAGUCAAGUCAAAAUUCUUCUUUUCACCACUUGGUGCAGUUUGGUUUAGAUUUGUUCGUGGGUUUGCUUUUGUCGCUUGUGGAAGCUGGCACUAAAUGGUUGUCAGUGGAGACAUUUCCAUUGAAUCCUCGACACAAAAUUCCAACAAAAGGUGUCUUGAAUCUAUGUUCGAGCUACGACGGUCUGCAGUACUCAUGUCAACCACUCAGGGAGAACAUCUGAUCAAAGUUAUGAUUGUUGAUAAAAACCCAGCGCAUGAUUAUCAGGUCUCAAUAGCUGCAUUUUUGUGAGUUGUUGGCGACCUGUCCUGUACACAUUUGUCUUUUUAAGUGCUUUGUGUGCAGGCUGUCAGACUUUUGCAGGAUCAUGAAUGAUUCAUGCUCAGUUCUAGACCAGGGAUGUUCAACUAAAUUGUUUUUGAGGCCACAUUUUCAGAAAGCUAAGGACAUUAGUCUUAUUUUGUGUAUUACGGAGAACCAACGUCUUCAACAUUAAACAUUGAUUAGUGGGUUUUUUUGGAAUCUGCUUCCAAAAUGUGAGUAUCUCACAAGUUUAAGUGAACUGUCGGGCUACCAGUUGAAUAGCCCAAAUUAUUAAAAAAAGAAGACCUAAAAUGGAACCAUGACCUCAUAACUAUAGACGUUGAACAAAUUCAUAACCGACUGCAUCUAAAGUAAACAAGCUACAGCAACACUUAAGUUACAUUUAUCACAUUGAAAACAAACAUAUAACUGCCAAAAAGGAGAGGACUCAAAAGACGGCCUUGAGGAACACCUCCGUUAUGUAAAUCACAAGUUUGGACCCCAGUGUUCUUAGUUUGCUAGCAGGGUUUAAAAUGUCAAUGCAGGGAUCUGCCAAUGUGUUCACAGUGGUCCAAGCCCCUCUACACAACAGCAGCACUUUUUUGUCUCCCAAGUUUUGAACUGGGAGACUGAACUUGGGGGCCGGAUUUGACCCCCGAAGCCACCAUUUGAACAGCACUGGUCUAGACAUUGGAGCUACUAAAAUUGUUAUUGAUGUAUGCAAGUUAAAUGCAGUCCAGCGGAAACUUAAGAAGUUGAGGACUCUAAUGAAAAAUGAAAUAUUGCUUUACUGCGGGGUUAUCCCAAACCAUAGUUGAGGAACCUAAAAGGGUCAGAAAUCAGGUUUUUUUUCAAUUGUUUUAAGUGUUUUUUAAAUUAUGAAAGGGCACAAUUUAUAUCAAAUGUGGAUGUAAUAAACGCAAGUCUGUUUUUUAAAUGGUUAGUUUUGUAUAUACUUCUAUAUCCUUAUAAGUGCUUGUAUAUAUUAUAAUUACAAAGUAUGACCUAUUAAGUCAGAGUAAUCUAUUUCUAAUUUGGGUCUCAGGCUAAGAAGUCACAUUAAAAGGUUUAUAUGUGCAAAAUGUUCACUUACUGAGAAUACUUUAUGGCAGAGAUGUUUAAUGUGUUGCACUGUUGGCGUCCCCUUAGAGCAGGGGUGUCCAAAGUGUGGCCCGCAGCAUAUUGUCGAAAUAAAAUCAGACAAAAAACAGUAAAAAUGUAGGCAUAAUAAGCAAAUAUGGUAGCUAAUUUUAAUACUAAUAAUUAAUACAAAGCAGACACAUUGUUUUGUCUGUAAAUGUAUCUCAGUUUUAGAUACUUUUUUUUUUUUUUUUUACAAAAUAAAAUAUCAAAACGUCCCACGCAUGCUUUGACUCUUCGGUGUGAGGCCCUUUUUCGAAAAAAUUUGGACACCCCUGCCUUAGAGAUCUCAUUAGGUUAGUACCUCCCCUUGGUCCAUGAAACACACUUUCUACAGCAUUUUUGGCUGCUUUUUCUGCAAACUGCAUUCUCUCUGUAAGAAACUGUUUUUGCCUGUGUUUUUUUCUCUUUUUAAUCAAUGUAUUUUGUUUUAUUUUUUCAAAUGUAUUUUGAUCUUUUAAAUCAGGGGUCUCAAACAUGCGGGCCAAUUUCGGCCCGCAAGAUGUUGUUAUGCGGCCCUCACUUCGAAAUUACAAUUUAAUGUUGGUGCGGCCCGCGAGUUUAAUGUGAAGGGCGCUUGAUGGCGUCAUACUUGACAACGUCCCUAAUUUUCCCGGGAGACCCCUGAAUUUUAUUCACCAUUUCUGUUGGCAUCUACCAGAUCAUCAAUAUUCAGGGAGUGUAAUAAUGGCUCUGCCUAUGCCGCCCCCUACAUUCUGAAUCGACAGCGUGCGAGCCCAGUUGUAUGAUGCAGAACGCAAGUGUGGUAUUACAAAAUAUAUUUGAUCAACAGCUACACACGUCGCACUAAGGGUGGCUGUAAAAAAAACUUUAACACUGUUACAAAUAUGUGCCAGACUGUGAACCCACACCAAACAAGAAUGACAAACACGUUUCAGGAGAACAUCCACAUCGUUACACAACAUAAACAUAACAUAACAUAGGGACGGCUUGGUGCAGUAGUAGAGUGGACGUGCGCAACCCGAGGGUCCCUGGUUCAAUCCCCACCUAGUACCAACCUCGUCACGUCCGUUGUGUCCUGAGCAAGACACUUCACCCUUGCUCCUGAUGGGUGCUGGUUAGCGCCUUGCAUGGCAGCUCCCUCCAUCAGUGUGUGAAUGGGUAAAUGUGGAAGUAGUGUCAAAGCGCUUUGAGUACCUUGAAGGUAGAAAAGCGCUAUACAAGUACAACCCAUUUAUUUAACAAUUACCCAGAAUCCCGUGCAGUCCAGACUCUUCCAGGCUACAAUAUACACCCCCCCCCACCCUCCCUACUUGCGUCGGUUGAGGUGUUGUAUAUUGUAGCCCUGCACGGUGUUCUGGGUAUUUGUUCGCUUAUGUUUAAGUUGUGUUAAGGUACGGAAAUUCUCCCAAAAAGGGUUUGUCAUUCUUGUUUGGAUUCAAAGUGUGGCGCAUAUUUGUAAAAGUGUUAGUUGUUUAUAUGGCACCUUCAGUGUGACCUGUAUGGCUGUUGACCAAGUAUGUCUUGCAGCCCCUGAUGUUAAUCAUCUGCACAAGCCUCAUAUAACAUGUUAUGACACUGGCACAUUGGUUGUGUGACGUAAAAGUGUGCGCAAUGACAUGUAGUGGAGCGGUAAUACUCUUAAGGGGUGCGCAAACCCCUGAAAAAACAGCAGGAAUUCAUAAAUCCUAUAUAAAUAUGUUUAUUGAAUAAUACUUCAAUGAGAUAUGAAUGUAAGUUCAUAAACUGUGAAAAAAUAAUACAAUAGCUAGACUUUUUAUGGACAUGUUCCAUAAAUAUUGCUGUUAAAGAUUUCCUUUAUUGUGAGGAAAUGUUUAGAAUGAAGUUGAUGAAUCCAGAUGGAUCUCUAAUACAAUCCCCAAAGAGGGCACUUUAAGUUGAUGAUUACUUCUAUGUGUAGAAAUCUUUAUUAGGGUCCGCAGGCCCUAUUGAAACUGCUGUGUUUUAUUAUUAUUCCGCUCCUUCGCACCCUAAUUUGACCCCCUUAACAUGCUUCAAAACUCACCAAAUUUGACACACACGUCGGUGUGGCAAACCUUCCCAACUUAUUAAGUAACCAAACCCCAAAAAUGAAAAUUGCACUCUAGCGCCCCCUAGAAAGAAAAAAAAAACAGACUACUCGUAACUUCCGUUAGGAAUGUCGUAGAGACAUGAAACAAAAACCUCUAUGUAGGGCUGACUUAGACCUAGAUUUCAUAAUUGUAUCUUCUGGGGCAAAAAUCAACAAAAAUUUUGCAAAAACCCAUUCAAAGCAAAAUUUUCGCAAAAAAUGCUAUUUUUGCCUCUUUGAGCUGUAAUUGGACCCCCUCAACAUGCUUCAAAACUCACCAAACUUGACACACACAUCAGGACUGGCAAAAAUUGCGAUCUAAUGAAAAAAAAAAUCCCAAUACUCAAAAUUUCGCUCUAGCGCAAUUUUUGAAUAAAACACAGCAAAAACUGCUCCUAGGAAGAAAACACAAACAAAAUUGCUUUUAACUUCCAGUAGGAAUGCCGGAAAGACAUGAAACAAAAACUUCUAUGUAGGUCUCACUUAGACCUACAUUUAGAUAAUCGACAUCCUUCGGCAAAAAUCAACAGGAAGUUAAAAAUUACCCCUUCAAAAUAAAAGUUUUGUAAAAACUUGUCACAUUUUUCAAACGUAAACUCCUCCGAGUGCGUUUGACGUUUCGGCUUCAAACUCGCACAGGAGAGAGAUUGAACCCUUUUGAUUAAAACAGUCCAACAAAGUUUUGAUUACUGCUCCGGUUUUGAUUUUACGCGCCUUCAAAGAACCCCUGCGCAAAGUUUCCUAAAAAAUGUCAUUUUUGCCUCUUUGAACUGUAAUUUGACCCCUUUAAAAUGCUUCAAAGUGCAAGUUAAAGCUCUACUAUACAAAGCGAAAGCCAUUUAUCAACAACAUCCAGAAACACCAAUCUGUAAUUUGACCCCCUUACCAUGCUUUAAAACUCACCAAAUUUUACACACACAUCAGGAGUGGCGAAAAUUGCCAUCUAAUAAAAAAACCAAACCCUAAAAAAUCUAAAUUGCGCUGUAGCGCCCCCUAGGAAAAAACCCAGACGAAACUGCAUGUAACUUCUGUUAGAAAUGUCGUAGACAUGAAAUAAAAACCUCUAUGUUGGUCUGACUUAGACAGGGCUUGAGUAGCGGCGGCAGCCAAAGGCGGACCCGACCAACGCUGCUUGCAGCUUUAAUUAAUUAUUGAAUCACUUGUUAUUUUUGUACAUUUUUUUCCAAAUAGUUCAAGAAAGACCACUAAAAAUUAGCAAUAUUUUUGCACUAUCAUACUAUGUAAUAAUUCAGAAACUGAUGACAUCAUGCUGUAUUUUACUUCUUUAUCUCCUCUUUUUCAACCAAAAAUGCUUUGCUCUUAUUAGGGGUUUACUUGAAUUAAAAAAAUGUUCACAGUUCACAGUGAAAAAAGGUUGAGAACCACUGUUGUAGAGGAAGUUAAAAGCAGUGCAGUCACGGCAGCCCUUAAUUGUCGGCCGGGUGAAAAUUGGGACAGAUUCGUGAGAAUGUUUGCACCGGUAGAUUGUCGGGAGGUGCACUGAAAUUCAGGAGUCUCCCGGAAAAAUGGUGAGGGUUGGCAAGUAUGUUGCUAGGGCGGGAACGCCAUUCAUAGAAGGUCAAUUCAUUAAAAAGUGCAUGUUAGAUUUUUUAAGAAAUGUUUUCUUGCGGCCCAGCCUCAUCCAGUUUUUCCAUCCAGGUAAAUUGAGUUUGAGACCCCUGAUUUAAAUCAUUGUAUAAUGUGUUUUUAGGAAGAUAUUUAAAUACAAUUCUCGCAAUGUUAUUUUGCCUUGAGUAGAACAUGUAAAGCAACCUAGAGCUCUUGAUUGUCCUCGUAAUAUAUAUUAAUAUAUUUAUAAAUAAUAUAUUUGACAGCGGAGAAAUAUACGGUACAGACCAAAAGUUUGGACACACCUUCUCAUUCAAUGUGUUUUCUUUAUUUUCAUGACUAUUUACUUUGUAGGUUGUCACUGAAGGCAUCAAAACUAUGAAUGAACACGUGGCGUUAUGCACUUAACGAAAAAAGGUGAAAUAAUGAAUUAUAUUCUACUUUCCUCAAAAUAGCCACCCUUUGCUCUGAUUACGUUUUUGCACGCUCUUGGCAUUCUCCCGAUGGGCCACAAGAGGUUGUCACCUGAAACAAUUUUUACUUCACAGAUGUGCUUGAAGCUAAUGGAGAGAAUGCCAAAAGUGUGCCAAGCAAUAAUCCGAGCAAAGGGUGGCUAUUUUGAAGAAACUAGAAUAUAGAACUGUAGAGGUUGCCCUCUAGUGGGUUGCUCGGACUGCCACAAGAGCCCGGAUUUCAGGGUACGACAUGGUUUUGUUUUCAUAAAUAGUGCAAGGCUUUUUCUGAGACCGUGUCUCUCUCUCUGGCUCCCACUCCAACUCCAACCUCGUGUUUCCGUCCGGCUGCUGCUAAUGAAGGCGACAGGAGAUUAGAUAACAAGGCCCACCUGGGCCAUCCACUUACCUGUCGCAGUCUUCAAGGCCGAUCCUUGCACACCCCGUUUCGCGGCAGGCCCGCAGGCCACGCCCCCCUCCAUAAAACCAUGUUUGCAGUUAUAUCACCUUUUUUUGUUAAGUACAUAACUCCACAUGUAUUCAUUCAUAGUUUUAACGUCUUCAGUGACAAUCUACAAUGUAAAUAGUCCUGAAAAUAAAGAAAACGCAUUGAAUGAGGAGAAGGCGUGUCCAAACUUUUGGCCUGUACCGUACAUGUAAAAAUGCACUGCUGUGGUAUAGUUGUAAUUGUGGAUAAUGCUGGUCUCAGGGACUUCUGACUGCAACCGAACCUGCCUUGCCUUUAAAUGUACACACGUGGAAUUGUAAAGUCAAUAUAUGCAAUAUGGAGGAUGAAUCCAAGACGCUCUGCAAUAAUGUACCUUAAAUACCCACCUUCAAAUAUUGUACAAUUUUCUACUUUUCUGACAAUAAAAUAUCCCCAUUUCUCACUUGAA
This is a messenger RNA of Nerophis ophidion (straightnose pipefish), 11796 nucleotides long. RefSeq names its product ubiquitin specific peptidase 19 (gene usp19). Lineage: Eukaryota; Metazoa; Chordata; Actinopteri; Syngnathiformes; Syngnathidae. Gene Ontology annotation, biological process: protein deubiquitination. Gene Ontology annotation, molecular function: cysteine-type deubiquitinase activity. The record is from RefSeq and is a predicted model, not a curated record. The transcript has 26 exons. Bases 520 to 5190 code for a protein of 1556 amino acids.